This is a messenger RNA of Thalassophryne amazonica, 6521 nucleotides long. RefSeq names its product lysine (K)-specific demethylase 3B (gene kdm3b). The record is from RefSeq and is a predicted model, not a curated record. Lineage: Eukaryota; Metazoa; Chordata; Actinopteri; Batrachoidiformes; Batrachoididae. Gene Ontology annotation, molecular function: histone H3K9 demethylase activity; transcription coregulator activity; chromatin DNA binding. Gene Ontology annotation, biological process: regulation of transcription by RNA polymerase II. Bases 288 to 5705 code for a protein of 1805 amino acids. Gene Ontology annotation, cellular component: chromatin; histone deacetylase complex. The transcript is spliced from 25 exons.
GUCUUGAAGCAGCGCGUUUGAUUGUUGCAUUGCUCAAUGGCGGACAGAACAGCAUAGUGGUGAUAACAAGGACAAUAACGGCUCUUCCUUGUGGAUUCUUGCUAGGAGUUCAUCCACCGACUUCAAACGAGGCUUUUUUUUUUUUUUGCGUUGGAUUUAAAAAAAAAUCGGAGCAAUUAUAUUCCCCUCGUCUCUCGGUUUUCGAGCUUUGCUGAGUUCUUAUCUGAAGAGGAGAAGUUACCCCCUUCAUGGUGGCUUACUGACGGUAGUUAGCUUAUGAGCAAACCAUGGGGGACUCUCUUGAAUUGAUAGGGAAAAGACUGCUGUUGCUCCUCGGCGACGGAAGAUCCGCUGACGGACCUGAGCCGGAGCGAGCUGUCUGGGCCCACGACUGGCUCCGCGGGACUGUGCGGGCAGUGAGCGUCAUCGGCCUGGCUGCCCCCGAGGUGAUCGGCGGAGAGGCGUCAACAACAGCCGCUGCUGCGGGGUUGACGGUAUAUGUGGAGUUUGAGAAUACUUCGCAGCAGUGUUCCUGGGUGCAGGUGUACGGGGACGGUGUGAGGGCUGUGUUGGUGGAAGACUCUGUUGUUUGGGCCACACGGAGUGAGAACACUGGGACUGCUGGAGUCCCGCCAUCAGCCACAGUCUGGCCUGCUCUGGUCUUCCGGUCCUUGGUGGACAGAGUGGGUUUAGGAGCUGUAGUUCCAGUGGAGUAUUUUGGAAUCAAGAAUUUUGAAUUCCUCCCUGAUAACAAAGCUAUCAAGAGGUUUGAGUUUGAUAAAGACAUAAGACACCCUCUGCUGCUGGAGCAGCCCUCUCUACAGGCUGCCAUCUCCAGCUGGCGAAGUGACUUUGAGCUGCAGGAGAUCUUCAGGAAGGGGUCCUAUACUAUUCAAGGACGCAGGGUUCGUGUAUACCAGCCAGAGUUUGAGGAGUGCUGGUCUUCAGGAAUGGUCUGUCAGCAUGACCCUGUCUCACACAUCAUGGAAAUCACCAUGGAUAAGGGAUGUGAAAAUCAGAUGGUAGAUCCACGUGUGAUGCAUGUCAUGCUAGUAGAGGAAGAGCUUGGUAAGAAUGGGCGACGGAGAAAGGACAGUGAAACAGUGAAGGCAGAUAGUAGCCGCAGACGUAGGACAGCCUCCGAAGGUGAGGAUGAUAUGAACUUGAAACGUUUUAAAGCAGCAGGAGAUAUGGCAGUUGAUAGGCAAAAUUGUGGAAACUUCAACAAAGCCAUAGUGGAAAGAAUGGUAUGGGGAGGAGAGUCAAGUGGAGGUGAAAGAGUGAAUACCACCACCAAAAGUGGCAGCCCUUCUGAAGCAGCCUUUCCUCAGGGUGUAGUAUCAUCUCCGAACACCAGUUCCUCACUCCAGAUGGACCAGUCGAGUGCAGCUACUCGCUGUCCUGUCCAUAUCAACGAAAAUGGUCGAUCACUCUCUGCACAAGGGGCGGUAGACUGUGUUAUUCCUGGUACUCAUGCUCCUACUCCUCCUCCUCUCAAACCAGCACCCUCUGCCAUCUCCAGCACAUCUUUUCCCUCACUAGGGCAGAUGCCAAGCUUGGUUCCUGGAGCUCCAUCCCCCAAGGUCUCACUAUCCUCACAGACAGAGAGAGAGGAGACGUCUCAGUCAGCUUAUCCCAAAACGACUGCUCUUGUUUCACCGGGUCCUGUCACAAUUUCUUGGUCUUCACAUGACAGCAGCCCUAAUGUGGCCCUUUCUGCAUCUGUGGGUUUCACUUCCAACACAACCACCUGGAGGAACCAGACUGAGGGUUCUAAGACUCCAUUGGACUUUUGUGGGUCUCAGGCUACGCCAGCUGUGGUUCCACUAUUUGGAGAUGUCACCUCCCAGACCAACGGCGUCCUCACCUCGACCACAGCUUCCAAUGAUGCUCCCAGGCCCUUUGGCUUCGGCUUUGGAGUAUCAAAGAAUGAUGUCCAGUCCCAGCAGGACAAAAACUUGUUUUUUCAAUGCAUGACACAAAAUUCCAGCCCCAAUCCAUGUACAUCUACUUGCCAGGCCCAAACUGAGGGCAACAAUUAUUUUGCUGCAUUGUCAGAUGGCCUAAGCAAGGAGCCUCCAAGACUCUUCAAGUCUACAAUGGCCAUUGAAGGGCAGAAAACACUUAUGGAUAUUCCAGCCUCAACUGGGUUAUUUGGCUCAGGUCCUGUAUCUCGCGUACCACAAAAAGAGCAACUCAAAGUGCCUGAGACCCAUGCAACAGGAAAUGGUGUACUCAACAAAUCCUCAUUAGCCUUCCAGGGUAUUGUUGGUUCUGCUGGGUCUUGCCUGGAUACUCGUGGUGUAGCUGCAGUGUCUGGAGCCCAAGGUCCUGCUAAGAAAAGCAGCAAUAAUGGAACUAAUGUAGGUGGUUUAGGAUUGAAUUCUGGAUGUGCAUCUUCAGACAGCCACCAGAACAUUUUCCUCCAGGCAUCCCAAGAGCCAGCAAAUCCAUUUUUGGGAUAUGGGGACAAGCCACCCCACACCUCCUUUGGUAGCUCCUCUGCAACUGAGCCACAAACCUUGAGUCCUGCCUCAGAAGGCAAACAAAAUCUGUUUGCCAUGACAGAGCCCCCAAAGGGAAUUCUAUCUUCCCCUUUCACAGCAGUGUCAACAGUGGCUUCCCUCAGCUCUUUAUCCUCUCCAGCACAUCAAAAUGAAGGGUCUGUAACAAAGGAGGAACAACAAUUUGGGGAGCAACCUACAUCCACCUCAGUGUGCACCAUGUUUGGAAACUCUGCAAUGGAGGACGGUCCUAUGAACUUUGAUCAACGUCAGAAUCAGAAGUUUUCCCUGGAAGAAAGAAGCCAGUCAGGCAGAAAAGACUCUGAUUCAAGCAGCAACAGUGACCUGUCAGACCUGAGUGAAAAUGAAGAUGACCUGGAUAAAGACCAAGCCUUUGGAGGACCACGACUCACCUCCAAGGAUGCGGCCAUGUUGCAAAAAGCGAAAGCCGCAGGGGCUGCAAAAGGUCGCCCACGUAACAAACCUUUUAAAGUGGGCCAGUCUGUGCUAAAAGACCAGACAAAGGUGCGCCGGCUGAAGCAGUCCGGUGAGUCGUUCCUCCAGGAUGGUUCCUGCAUCAAUGUGGCUCCUCAUUUGCUCAAGUGUCGUGAGUGCCGUCUGGAACGUUACCGGAAACGGGUUACUGAUGGUGACAGUGAUGAUGAUGAUGACCCCAAUGUGGCCUGUCGCUUCUUCCACUUUCGCAGGCUGGCCUUUACCCGUAAAGGAAUAUUGCGUGUGGAAGGAUUCCUUAGCCCCCAGCAGAGCGAUUCCAUGGCCAUGGGUCUAUGGCUACCUACACCAAAUAUCCAGGAGGGUCUUGACCUUGAUACAUCAAAAUACAUUCUGGCCAACGUGGGUGACCAGUUCUGUCAGUUAGUCAUGUCUGAGAAGGAGGCCAUGAUGAUGGUGGAACCUCACCAGAAAGUGGCGUGGAAACGUGCUGUGCGAGGUAUCAGGGAAAUGUGUGAUGUCUGUGAGACCACUCUAUUCAAUAUCCAUUGGGUGUGUCGCAAGUGUGGUUUUGGAGUGUGUCUGGACUGCUAUCGACUGCGCAGGAACAGGCCAAGGGAGGAUGUAGAAACAGUUCCAGAUGAUGAGGUUUUCCCUUGGUUGAAGUGUGCCAAAGGUCAACCACAUGAACCACAGAACCUCAUGCCUACACAGAUUAUACCUGGGACAGCUCUAUACAGCAUAGGUGACAUGGUGCAUGCAGCAAGAGGAAAGUGGGGCAUUAAAGCUAAUUGCCCCUGUACUAGUCGGCACACCAAGCCCUUAGUACGCCCAAGUGCCCCGAAUGGGAUCUCACAAUCCACACCAAGCAGUGGUAAUGGCCUUGGACCUGGAGCUGCUCCUGCAACUUCAAAACCAGAGGGAGAAUCACCAGUUGUAAAACCUGAGGCUACACCGACAGUGGGGUCAUCAGAUAGUGGGGUCGGUGAAGGUGUAAGCAGUAUGACUAACUCCACCAGUGGUACAUCAUCCCCAUGUAACCUUACCCAGUCCUCUGCCAAGGAGUCACGUUCUUCAGGGGAGGGCACCAGCUCUGCUUUGCACUGGCUAGCAGACUUGGCAACACAAAAAGCCAAGGAUGACACCAAGGAAUCUGGUUUGCUGCGCUCUGUGAUGAACCGUGACAGCCGACCUUCCUUUGGUCUGGACUCACUCAGUGCCCUGUCAAAGCCUUCUGCUUCCAGCCCUAAGCUAUUUAACAGCCUGCUACUGGGCUCCACCAUGGCCCAGUCAAAACCAGAGGGAUCUAGUUUGCGGGACCUGCUAAACUCCGGACCAGGCAAGCUUCCCCAGGGUCCUGGAGAAAGUGGAGUUCCAUUCCCUUCUGUCUUUACCUCAGCAGGAAGUGAUAAGGUGAAGAGCAGUCUUCCAAACUUCCUGGAUCACAUUAUAGCCUCAGUGGUGGAGACCAAGAAAGCCGAGAGCCGUCGGCCAGGGUCCUCUGAAGCUGGUGAACUUAGUGUUUUGGGAGCUCGCAGAGAUGGAGUGAUGGGCCUGAGUGUUCUGGAACCACAUACUUCACACUCAUGGCUCUGUGAUGGACGACUUCUUUGCCUUCAGGAUCCCAGCAACACCAACAACUGGAAGAUCUUCAGAGAAUGUUGGAAACAGGGCCAACCUGUGUUAGUAUCAGGGGUACAUAAGCGACUGAAGAGUAACUUGUGGCUUCCUGAGGCCUUAAGUGAAGAGUUUGGAAACCAGGACGUAGACCUGGUCAACUGCAGAAAUUGUGCCAUUAUCUCUGACGUGAAGGUACGAGACUUCUGGGACGGCUUCCAGGUCAUUUCCAAGCGACUUCAAGAUGCCGAAGGUCAGCCCAUGGUGUUGAAAUUAAAGGAUUGGCCUCCAGGAGAAGACUUCAGGGAUAUGAUGCCCACAAGGUUUGACGACUUAAUGGAAAACCUCCCCUUGCCAGAGUACACAAAGCGAGAUGGUCGUCUAAACCUCGCUUCCCGUCUGCCCAAUUUUUUUGUGCGUCCUGACCUCGGACCCAAGAUGUACAAUGCCUAUGGGUUGAUUUCCACUGAGGACAGGAAAGUAGGCACCACCAACCUUCAUCUUGAUGUGUCUGAUGCUGUCAAUGUGAUGGUCUAUGUUGGCAUCCCUGUUGGAGAAGGAGACCAUGAAGAACAGCCAGAGAUCUGCGGACGCAAAGAGGUCAUGACCACCAUCGAGGAAGGUGAUGUGGAUCAAAUGACAAAGAGACGAGUGUAUGAGGGAAAGGAGAAGCCUGGAGCACUUUGGCACAUUUAUGCUGCCAAAGAUGCUGAGAAGAUCAGAGAGCUUCUUCGCAAGGUGGGAGAGGAGCAGGGCCAGGAGAAUCCUCCAGACCAUGACCCCAUUCAUGACCAGAGCUGGUACCUGGAUCAGGUGCUCCGGCGCAGGCUGUAUGAGGAGUAUGGUGUUCAGGGCUGGUCCAUUUUACAGUUCUUGGGAGAUUCUGUCUUUAUCCCAGCAGGAGCUCCUCACCAGGUUCACAACCUGUACAGUUGUAUCAAGGUGGCAGAGGACUUUGUUUCUCCUGAACAUGUGAGGCACUGUUUUAGGCUAACACAGGAGUUCAGACAUCUGUCCACUACUCACACAAACCACGAAGACAAGUUACAGGUUAAGAACAUCAUCUAUCAUGCAGUGAAGGACGCUGUUGGAACUCUGAGGGCUCACGAACCGAAAUUGGCACGCCCUUAAUCCCUCACUUAAAAACUGUCUCCAGAUGACCCGCAUCACAAGACCACUUCUCUACGUGCACACACACAUUGGAUACCAACACAGACCUGUACAAUCUGCAGUGUACUAAAAUAAGAGUAUCGGGUUUUGGGGCAGUGAAAAUCUGAUGUUGGGGAAAGAACAUUUGAGGUUGGGAUUAUAUGGGGAGAGGCUAAUCAGCGCUUCGAUGAAGAAAUUCCUUUAUCGCUGUGUAACAGUAUGCUGAAACUUGUUUUUUUUAUUAUUAUUAACUCUAUAUUUAAGGUCAGUGUGUUUGUUCUGUUUUCAUUGUAUAUGUAAGAUGUGAGGGUAAGGGAAGUAAAAGCUGACGUGCCUUUGGAGCAGAUGUUCAGCUUCCAUAUAAGCGACUGACAAAAUGUGAGUACUCGCUAACUUUAUUAUUUUGAUGACCGUAAUUUUUUUCUUCAGUAGAGUUUCACCUGUUUUUGUAGAUCUUUUGUUACUGCAGAUUUUAAACAGUCAUUUGCUUGCUGUCUGUGGCUAAAAUGAAUUUGUGAUGCAGCCAGUGGAUGGCGGCAGACCAAAGUUUUGUAAUUUUAGUUUUCUUAUUUCAGUUUUAGAGUAAGAAGUCUUCUUUUUCUACACCAGAUGGUUCAGAGUGGGAGGGCUUCUUUUGUCACCUGUCUUUGUCCCAUGGGCUAAAUGACCUGCAGAUUUUCAACUUUGUUAAAGAAUCACAAUUGCAGCUGAAUGGAACUACUGGCCAUUAACGUUGUAUCAAUAUAUAUAUUGAUCUUAGCAGUCUGUUUUGAUUUUUCACAAUAAAGUGUACAAAAA